This is a messenger RNA of Quercus robur (English oak), 1002 nucleotides long. Its product is annotated as F-box protein At3g07870-like. Bases 1 to 1002 code for a protein of 333 amino acids. The transcript is spliced from 2 exons. The record is from RefSeq and is a predicted model, not a curated record. Lineage: Eukaryota; Viridiplantae; Streptophyta; Magnoliopsida; Fagales; Fagaceae. Gene Ontology annotation, molecular function: protein binding.
AUGUGGGACUCUCACUCUCUGCCUCCCGAAAUCCUCCUCGAUAUUAUCAUACGACUAUCCAUCAAAUCCAUCAUAACUUGCAUCUCUGUUUGCAAAACAUGGAAAUCUCUAAUCCAAAACCCUUCUUUCAUUUCCGACCAUCUCCGCCAUUCCACCACCAAAUACCUCCUUUUCAGCCUCUACUCUAAGACCGCCUGGCAAGUAUAUAAAAUCCCCCACGAACAAGGAAAAGAGCACUACGCUUUGCAUUGGGACGACAACCGAGAUUUCAAUGAAUACACCAAGUUUUACUUCCCUCUUCUCCAUGGUCAGGAAAGAUUCCGUGUGGUGGGUACUUGCGACGGCCUCAUCUGCCUUGCCAAUUAUAUAUGUUGCGACACUUUCAUCAUCAGAAAGUUCGUCCAAGUGAGUAAAGCUCUACCUCUACCCAAUAUCCCACCAUUCAGAUACAGUGUUUCUGUUGGGUUUGGAAUUGGUUCCAAAACCAGUGACUAUAAGGUGGCGAGGAUUCUGAGUUUUCGAGAUAGAAAAAGCGCGUCUCCACCCAAGCUUGAGGUUGAGGUUUACUCACUUGCCACUGCUGAAUGGAAAACGCUUACUACAGCCUUGCCUCCCACAAGUACUGAAUGCUACGGUAACCCACAUGCUUCUGUCAAUGGGGCUCUGCAUUGGGUUGCUUCCAGAAGAACUAAAGACAAUAUACUUAUCAAGUUUGUUAUGGUAAUUGAUUUGGAGGAUGAGAUUUUCACAUAUGGGAAUUCCCUUGCCUUGUAUCAAGAGGUUUCUAUGAACUAUCUCAGAUAUUACAGACCAAGUGCAAAAGGUUUUAGGAAGAGUGGUGAGGUUAUAUUGAAAAUGAAUGACACAAAAUUCAUCUCGCGAGACCUUGAGACCCAAGAGAUUAAAGAUAUUGGGAAUGCUGGAUAUUAUCAUACUUAUGUUGAUUAUUAUGUCGAGAGUGUAGUUUUGAAUGACAAAAAAUCCCAACUGUGCAGUUACUGA